Molecule: messenger RNA, 399 nt
Organism: Metschnikowia bicuspidata var. bicuspidata NRRL YB-4993
Lineage: Eukaryota; Fungi; Ascomycota; Pichiomycetes; Serinales; Metschnikowiaceae
Gene: RPS14B
Product: 40S ribosomal protein uS11
Exons: 2
Coding region: 1-399 (132 amino acids)
Biological process (GO): translation; ribosomal small subunit assembly; maturation of SSU-rRNA from tricistronic rRNA transcript (SSU-rRNA, 5.8S rRNA, LSU-rRNA)
Cellular component (GO): ribosome; cytosolic small ribosomal subunit
Molecular function (GO): small ribosomal subunit rRNA binding; structural constituent of ribosome; mRNA 5'-UTR binding
Source: RefSeq, a predicted model, not a curated record
AUGUCUACCGACCGUUCUCUUGUCUUCGGUGUUGCCCGUAUCUUCGCCUCGUUCAACGAUACCUUCGUCCACGUGACCGAUCUCUCCGGAAGGGAAACCAUCUGCAGAGUCACCGGUGGUAUGAAGGUCAAGGCUGACAGAGAUGAGUCUUCUCCAUACGCCGCUAUGUUGGCUGCCCAAGAUGUCGCUGAGAAGUGCAAGGAGGUUGGCAUCACUGCUGUCCACGUCAAGUUGAGAGCCACCGGUGGAACCAAGACCAAGACCCCAGGUCCAGGUGGUCAAGCUGCCUUGAGAGCCUUGGCCAGAUCCGGCCUCAGAAUCGGCAGAAUCGAGGACGUCACCCCAGUUCCUUCGGACUCCACCAGAAGAAAGGGUGGUAGAAGAGGUAGAAGAUUGUAA